This is a messenger RNA of Blepharisma stoltei, 375 nucleotides long. The record is from the annotation of a GenBank genome assembly. NCBI's taxonomy places the organism in Eukaryota, Ciliophora, Heterotrichea, Heterotrichida, Blepharismidae.
AUGGGAGGACUAACCUUAAGAAAUAAAUCAGCUGAGAUUUUGAGUGGGCCAGACAAUCCAGAACUAGAGAUGGAUUUCAGAGCAAAUUACUCAGCGAGUCAACUCUAUCCUAGUCUUUAUAAACCACCACUGUUACAAGCUUGCCAAGAUUAUCUUAAUCCUUGUCAACAAGGAGCAUCUCUUUAUAAUCUUAACUAUGAAAACAAAAAAACUACUUUAAAUAUUUAUAACACUGAAACUAAAACCCAAGAAGUCAUAACCUUGCAGACUCCACAACCACUCGACUCAAGAACUUGCAUAGCUCAACUUCCAAAUGGUAAGCUAUUCUACUUUGGUAAUCAUUUACUUUCUGGAUAUACAGUGCUAAUUGAUUAA